GCCGCCAUGAGCUCCGAGCCGGGGCCCGACCUGCCUUUCCUGCCGGGAUACGCUUUCAGGGACCCCAUGAAAACAUCUUUCCACCGGUCCCAGACACUGGGCUACAAAAAUGGAUUUGCCUUUUUUCGGCUGCCAACGGUGGGGAUCGGCGGGGAGAGGCUCUAUGUGAACCAGCUUUCUCAGGCUGAGUUAGAUGAAUUAGCCGACCAGAGACCCCUGCUGACCUAUGGGCCACCCAAGCAGGCUCCACGUUCGGACUUCAUUCCAGCACACGUGGCUUUUGACAAAAAGAUUUUGAAGUUUGAUGCCUAUUUCCAGGAAGAUGUUUAUAACUCUACAGAAGAGCAGUACCGGAUCCGCCAAGUGGCUAUCUAUUACUUUUUGGAGGAUGACAGCUUGACCAUCAUAGAACCUGUUGUGAAGAAAGCUGGGUUUCUUCAAGGCAGACUCCUCAGACGCCACCGGGUGCCUAAGAAUGACCAAGGGGAGCCUUACCACUGGAAAGAUCUGAAUCGGGGCAUGAACAUCACCAUGUAUGGCAGGACCUACCGCAUAGUCGACUGUGACCCAUUCACACAGGGGUUCCUGGAGAGCCAAGGAAUUGAACUGAACCCUCCAGAGAAAAUUCCUCUUGAUCCUUACACAGAACUGCAUCGGACACGGAUGCGCAAGUUCAUCACUCCGUCAGAUUUCGACCAAUUCAAACAGUUUCUGAUCUAUGACAAGCAGGUCCUUUGCUUCUAUGCAAUGUGGGAUGACACUAACAACAUGUUUGGUGAGAAUCGGCCUUUCAUCAUUUAUUACUACUUGGCAGAUGACACAGUGGAGGUUCGGGAAGUCCACAAGAAAAACGAUGGUAGAGACCCAUUCCCAGUCCUGAUCAGACGCCAACGCUUGCCCAAAACCUUGGUGGACAACAAAAAUACCUUCCCAAGCUGUGUGAUGGAGACCACUGAUCAGGAGGUACUUGAGUGGUUCACAGCUAAAGAUUUUGCUGUUGGCAAAUCUACCACCCUCCUUGGACGCACCUUCUUCAUCUACGAUUGCGAUGAGUUCACACGAAACUUCUAUCGUGACAAAUUUGGCAUUACAGACUUCCAGCCAGUGGAAAUAAAGAAGAAACAACCUGAGGAAGUUCCACUGGUAGUUCCUCCCUACAAUGGUUUUGGCACCCUUGAAGACUCUCUUCAGAACUGCUUCUCUCUGAUACCAAAGCCUCCUCGGAAAGAUAUCAUUAAGAUGCUAGAGAAUGACCAGAAGGUGCUGCGCUACGAGGUGGUCCUGGAAACACCAAACCCUGAGGAUAGGAAACGUCGUUUCAUCCUCUCUUAUUCCCUCUCCGAUGACAUGAUCAGCAUCUAUGAACCCCCGAGCCGGAACUCUGGCAUCAUUGGAGGCAAAUACUUGAGAAAGACCAGAGUUGCCAAACCAGGCUCUACUACAGACAAUGCCACGUACUAUGAGCCCUCUGACUUCACCAUUGGUUCUACAGUUGAAGUGUUUGGCCACAGGUUUAUCAUCACUGAUGCUGAUGAGUAUGUGCUUAAUUACAUGGAGAGCAAUGCAGCGCGUUUCCCUGCGGCGACACUGCAGUCCCUGAGGGAUCAUUUUCGCCUGAGGCGGGUGGCAAAGGAGCCUGCCAACAGUGACAUCCCCAGCAAGCCGGGCCUGGAGGAGUUAAUUGCGCAGGUUCAGGAAGAGCUGAAACUACAUAAGUACUUGAACAACAAGAAGAUUUGGGAGGCAUUUCUUCAGUGUGACAAGGAUGGCUGUGGCAUCCUGAACAAAGCAAGAUUUCUAACCAUUUGUGACAACUUGAGUGUGCCGACCAGCGCCGUUCUGGUUUCCAGGCUGAUCGACUUGUGUUCUUGUGGAGAAGACAACAUAAACUACCAUGACUUCCUCAGAGCUUUCCCCGUGUGA
This is a messenger RNA of Chaetura pelagica (chimney swift), 1923 nucleotides long. It is a transcript of the gene EFHC1, whose product is annotated as EF-hand domain (C-terminal) containing 1. Bases 7 to 1923 code for a protein of 638 amino acids. Gene Ontology annotation, molecular function: alpha-tubulin binding. Gene Ontology annotation, cellular component: mitotic spindle; axoneme. Gene Ontology annotation, biological process: cilium-dependent cell motility; mitotic spindle organization; mitotic cytokinesis. The transcript is spliced from 11 exons. NCBI's taxonomy places the organism in Eukaryota, Metazoa, Chordata, Aves, Apodiformes, Apodidae. The record is from RefSeq and is a predicted model, not a curated record.